This is a messenger RNA of Daucus carota subsp. sativus, 1748 nucleotides long. RefSeq names its product protein BYPASS1-LIKE. The transcript has a single exon. The record is from RefSeq and is a predicted model, not a curated record. The coding region runs from base 541 to 1698 and encodes 385 amino acids. Lineage: Eukaryota; Viridiplantae; Streptophyta; Magnoliopsida; Apiales; Apiaceae.
GGUCCAAAUCACCUCCAUAUAAUCCCCUCUCUCUCCUCUUAGGGUUUCAGACAUACCCUUUUCCUACAUUCUCUCUCAGACAUCCCCUUCUCUCUCCCUCUCUCGAUAUACACACUGACUCUGUAUCUAUCUCCAAAUACUCCUCCCUAUUUUCUUGAUUUCUGGGUUGAAUCUUCACGCAUACAAGUCCUCUUGAGUUUUCAUUCACUUGAUCAAUAUCAAGUGGUUCUUUUUUCAAUUGGGUAGUUUUGUUUCUCAAAAAGAUUGUACCUUUUUCAUCAUAAAUCUUGUAUUGAAGUCAAGACUAGUGUUCUUGACUCUAAGUUUGAAUCUUUUCUCAUCUUUCAUGCUUUUCAGCUUGUGGGUUUAUCAUAUUAUAUUAUUACCUUCAUGGGUUUAUAUCUCUUCUUGAUUUCUUAAACCCAUUUGUGUUUUAUAGCUUUUGAAAGUUUGAGUCUUUAGUCCAAUUGGGGUUUUGUUAAAGUCUUUGAGUUUGAGACUUUCAGUUUUUUUCUUAGGGUUUUGAUUUUCAUGUGAAAAAUGCCAGCAGCAGAUUUUCAAGGCUCAUCAGCAUCUCAUACUGCCCGUUCAUUCUUGAGUUUACGCCGUGAUCAGGUCCAUUCGAUGGAUUCAAAUGAGCCCACCAUUCUAUCACAAGAGCUUGAGACUUUCCAGAGACAUGUAGCUGAUUUUCUAGCAGAUUUGUCAUCUGCUAGUUCAGGUGAUCUUUUGUCACUUUCUUGGAUACAGAAGCUUUUAGAUGUUUUCCUUGUUUGCCAAGAGGAGUUUAGAGCAUUAUUGUCUGGUUGUAAAGAGGAAUUGAAUAGGCAGCCUAUGAAUCGAUUGAUUAAUGAAUAUUUCGAUAGAAGUGUGAAAGCUUUAGAUGUUUGUAAUGCUAUUCGUGACGGUAUUGAGCAGAUCAGGCAAUGGCAAAUGCAGUUGGAGAUUUUGCUGUGUGCUUUAGAUGGUCAAAAAAGUCUUGGAGAAGGUCAGUUCCGUCGUGCUAAGAAGGCUUUGAUUGAUUUGGCCAUUGGAAUGCUUGAUGAGAAAGAGUCUAAUUCUGUUAUUUCUCAAAGAAACCGGUCAUUUGGGCGUAGUGGAAUUAACAGGGAGCACAGAUCAAUGGAGAAUCAUCGAUCCUUGUCUUGGAGUGUUUCGAGGUCAUGGUCAGCUGCUAGGCAGUUGCAAGCUAUUGGUAAUAAUUUAAUUGCUCCGAGGCCUAAUGACAUAUUGGCUACUAAUGGACUUGCGGUUGCUGUUUAUACGAUGAAUUAUGUGCUAUAUUUUGUAAUGUGGGCUCUUGUGGCGGCAAUACCUUGUCAGGACAGAGGUUUACAGACUCAUUUUCAUGUCACUAGGCAGUUCAUAUGGGCUGGUCCAGUUCUUGCACUUCAUGAGAAGAUUUUGGAAGAAUCAAAGAAGAGGGACAGAAGAAAUGCUACCGGAUUGUUGAAGGAAAUUCACGAAAUUGAGAAAUGUGCUCGCCAUAUGAAUGCUCUGGUUGAUUCAGUUAACUUUCCAUUAACUGAGGAGAAAGAUGAAGAGGUGAGACAGAGGAUGAAGGAGGUUAAAAGUGUUUAUGAAGCGAUUAAGCAAAGCUUGAAUCCCAUGGAAAGACAGGUGAGGGAAGUGUUCCACAGGAUUGUUCGAAGUAGAACAGAAUGUCUUGAUUCAAUGGGAAGAGCAAACACAUCUUAAGGAGUGCCUUAAAUAUGUAUUGUUUGGAAAAUUAAAGAUAUGUUUUUGAA